UUCAGUAAUCGCUUCCUUUGGUUCCGCGCGGCCAGUCGUUUCAUAUCAUUUGUUGUGCGCGCGUUUGACGUUAUAGUAUUAUAUUAGAAUAACAAGAAUUUAAAAGUUCGCUUGAUUAUUUUUUAUAAUAUUUAGACAGUGCGUAUAGUUUACCGUUGUCGAUUCAUAAUUAUUUAUUUAAAUUUUUUGCGUAUAAUUACUGUAAUAUAAUUUGCGCAUAAUUAACUGUUUUGUGGUUAUAGCUGUUAUUGCUUUUGUUUGGUGUCGGAGUUCUCUAUUACAUAGAAAAUCUACUGGAAUACUAUUUUGGUUUAACAAUCGAAAGAGUCGUUGCUGUACAAGACAAGGGGAAACGGGAUCGUUUAGAGUAAGGAUUUUUGCUUUGGUCGUACGUCAUCAUCCCAACCGUCAUCGAAUGACGUCCAGGAUGUGGUGUAUAACUGAGACGUCACCAUCAGCAACAGCAGCAGCAUCGUUGGUGAAGCAGUAACAGUAGCAAUAAUUCACAAACUGAGUGUAGCCUCUUUUUCUAUUUAUUAUUCGCAGUUUUUUUUUUUUUUCAAUUUUUUAAAUAUUUUCUUACUGUAUUUAUAUUAAUAUAAAUACACAUACAUAUUAAAUAUUAAGUAAUAUACUUAAUAUUUACUGUAUUUAGUAAACUGUAUAGUGAACGAAGAGUAAGCCUGGCUAACUUCAAAGGAUUAGAAGCAACUAUAAUUAUAAUUAACCGGUGUUACUACCAGUUAAACUUUUGGUGAAGUAGCUAAUGGACUGUGUUGUCAAUAUGAAUUGGAUAAAUACAAACUUGAUAGUCUUUAUAUCACUAAUUGUGGGAAGUAUUUGUGGUCCCUUUUCAAUCGAUGACACGAUAAUACAAUGUUCAGUACGACGAAGUAUAACACCGUGCACGUGUAGCUAUAAUAGUUUGAUGGUCAAGCCUCGAAUUCUAGUAGUAUGUCAGAAAAUGGAGUCCUUUGAGAGCGUCAUCGAAGCCCUGCAGAAUAAGUUCGAUGCUUUGUUCGACUAUGUGCUUAGCAUUGAGUACUCGGAACUACAUGACCUCCAUAACAGGAAGUUCAAUGAACUUGGCAUACCUAUUGUGGACCUCAAGCUUAAUAAUAAUAAUCUCAGCUCACUACCAGACGACGCAUUUAUUGGCAUGAACAAAAUAAGAAUAUUAUAUUUAUCUGAUAACCGACUGACUGAAGUUCCAACUCAAAUUUUUAAGCACAUGCCUAGUAUUGAGGUGUUGAAUUUAGCUAGAAAUUCGAUUCACAGUGUUGCAUCGGGAGACUUCCAAAGUCUGUCUCUUAUGAGUACGUUCGUAAUGGCUACGAAUAAUUUGACUGAUAUCACAAACGGAUCAUUUCCGAAGACUUUGAGAAAAGUACAGCUUGGAGCCAACAAUUUAACAGAAUUAAAUGGAAAUCUCAGAAAUCAAAAAGAUUUAGAAUGGUUAUGGCUAGAAAACAACCGAAUAAAAUCUUUGGAUGGGGAGUUACCUGAAGAUAACGACAGUCUUAUAUCGCUAACUGUGUCAAAUAAUAUGUUGGAUCACUUACCACCUGAGAUGAAUAGUUUGAAGGCACUAAGAUAUUUUUAUUGUGCUGGCAAUCAACUGACAACUUUGAAUAACACUCUAUCUAGGUCGAAAAAACUUGUGUGGUUAGACUUGACUGGGAACAAAAUUGAAGAGUUGGACUCUAAUGAAUUUCAAGAAGCCAGUCAGAUGGCUACACUCGAACUUAGUAACAACCGUAUUAGAAGGUUGAAUAAAUCAUUAUUGCCCCUUAAUAUAUUAUCUGAACUCAAUUUGUCGCAUAAUAAUAUGACAGAGUUUUCAUUUGCUGAGAUUAAAGGACUCAAAGAUCUAAAAAUCGUUGAUUUGUCGCAUAAUAAAAUUUCCAAGCUCAGUGGACAUACAGAGAUAUUGAGUGAACCUGUGACAGGCGUUGAACACCUGAAAUUAGAUCAAAACGAAUUAAUUUCCUUGGGAGGUACAUUGAUUGGAAUUACAACCCUUAAAAGACUAAAUAUAAGUCAUAAUAAAUUUAUUGAAUUAUCGCCAUAUGACUUAACAGGAUUAAAUUUAGAUGUAUUAGACGUAUCACAUAAUUUCUUACAUGUUCUUCCAGAUUCUUCUCAGAUUCAUUUACCAGUUCUCGAGACGUUAAUAGCUUCAUAUAAUUCUUUAAGCAGUCUAACGAACGAUUUCCAUGGAUAUCCAGUUCUAUGUCAUGCUGAUCUCGAGUACAACAAUAUUGUUACAUUAAGAGAAGAAUUGGUAGAAAUGACACAGUGUAAGCUGCAUGGAGUUAAUAGCACGAUGCAAAUCUACUUAGAAGGAAAUCCAGUUUUGUGCGAAGAUAGCACCAAAAUUAUAACCAAAAUAAUGCAACAGAAACACAAUGCCGAAGUGAGUGGGACCGCUCAAUGUGCACUUGUUACUAAUGAUAUUAAAUCGAACUUGACUACUAUGGACACGUCUGCCAUCGCAGUGAUAGCUGCCUGAUCCAUCGCCUAUUAAUUAUUAAGCGAUCAGUUGAUAAUUGAAAGAUAAUUAUUUUCGUGUUAAUACUAUAAUUAUUAUUUAUAGACAUCCACUUAUUAUUUCUUUAUAUUUAUUAUUUGUUUUUACUUUCCUGUUAAUAAUGAAUGUUUUUUGUUGUUGUAUUUCCGGACCAUGUCAGUCUUUAAGCUGUGACCUAACUCUGAAAUCGCCUAUUUGUCUUGUACCUAAAUACGCAUAAUUAUAAUCUUUUAACGUUAGCUUAAAUAUAAAUGAUAUGAUUAAUGUAAUGUUUAAUUUAAUGGUCUAGUCUAGAUUGUAUCGCGACGAUAUAAUAAGGUAAUUUUAUUUAUAAUAAUUACUAUUAAUAGUACGAAAUGUAUGCAUUUGUGUGUAUUAUUUUCAUUACAAUGGUAUUGCUUUCAUUACUAUCAAAAUAUUGUUGAAGAUGAGAAUCAAAUUGUUUUUUGGUUCAGCACAUUAUACAAAACUGUUAUACUGGAAUUGUAAA
Molecule: messenger RNA, 3020 nt
Organism: Daktulosphaira vitifoliae (grape phylloxera)
Lineage: Eukaryota; Metazoa; Arthropoda; Insecta; Hemiptera; Phylloxeridae
Product: protein artichoke-like
Exons: 9
Coding region: 767-2512 (581 amino acids)
Molecular function (GO): protein binding
Source: RefSeq, a predicted model, not a curated record